AUGAAGGAAGAUGGCGAUGAGGAAGAUAACGAGCAGAACUGGGUUGCGGUGCCCCAGGAGAUAAUCUCGACCCCAUCAAACAAGGUCUCCAAGUCGGAGUAUCCAAAGACCUCGCUUGAACUUGCUUUAGCUUGUAUGGCAGACUUGGAUAAACGACAGCAGUGA
Messenger RNA from Penicillium oxalicum, 165 nucleotides. RefSeq lists its product as uncharacterized. The transcript is spliced from 2 exons. Bases 1 to 165 code for a protein of 54 amino acids. The record is from RefSeq and is a predicted model, not a curated record. NCBI's taxonomy places the organism in Eukaryota, Fungi, Ascomycota, Eurotiomycetes, Eurotiales, Aspergillaceae.